Malania oleifera is the source of this 762-nucleotide messenger RNA. RefSeq names its product zinc finger protein WIP6. Gene Ontology annotation, molecular function: DNA-binding transcription factor activity. The record is from RefSeq and is a predicted model, not a curated record. The coding region runs from base 1 to 762 and encodes 253 amino acids. Gene Ontology annotation, cellular component: nucleus. The transcript is spliced from 2 exons. Gene Ontology annotation, biological process: anatomical structure development; regulation of gene expression. NCBI's taxonomy places the organism in Eukaryota, Viridiplantae, Streptophyta, Magnoliopsida, Santalales, Ximeniaceae.
AUGAUACAAAACAUUUCUUCUUCCUGCAACUACCAUUUAUCCUCCAGCGAUCAGAGUGCAUGUUUGGUAGAAGCUGAUGACCAAGAAGACGAACUUUCCAGAACUCUCCUUUCCCUUGGCCCACCCGGUCAACACUCCUUCUCCAAACACCAUCACCAUCAGAGUUUCCAAAACCCUAUCACUCAUGACGAAUACCCUAGUACAGUAACCAUAGCCCUUCACAUUGGCCCAACCAUCGCCGGAGCCACCGCCGACGACAGUAAUACUAUUGUUGAUGGACGCUACUGGAUACCUUCACCUGACCAAAUCCUCGUCGGCCCCACCAAGUUCUCUUGCUCCGUCUGCAGCAAAACAUUCAAUCGCGUCAACAACAUGCAGAUGCACAUGUGGGGGCAUGGAUCACAAUACAGGAAGGGGCCAGAGUCACUAAGAGGGACAAAGCCAGCAUCCUCCAUGCUGAGACUCCCGUGUUAUUGCUGCGCAGAGGGUUGUAAGAACAACAUAGAGCACCCGAGAUCAAAGCCACUCAAGGACUUCAGGACGCUUCAGACCCACUACAAGCGAAAGCACGGGGAGAAGGUUUUCGAAUGCCGAAAAUGCGGCAAGGGUUUUGCGGUGCGAGGGGACUGGAGGACGCACGAGAAGAACUGCGGGAAGCUCUGGUUUUGCAUUUGCGGCUCAGAUUUUAAGCACAAUAGAUCGCUCAAGGACCAUGUUCGUGCCUUCGGAGAGGGCCACGGUGCCCACACUAGCUGUAAUUAA